GAGGCGGAGACUGCCGAGGCUCCAGCCCGGCCGGGCUCCGAGGCGAGGGGCUGCAUGGAGCGGCCGGCUUGGCUGUGCGGGCUGUGGGCACUGCUGCUCUGCGCCGGCGCUGCUGGGGACGCCGGGCUCACAGAAACUCAGCCACCUGUGACAAAUUUGAGUGUCUCUGUUGAAAAUCUGUGCACAAUAAUAUGGACAUGGAAUCCUCCUGAGGGAGCCAGCCCAAAUUGUAGUCUACGAUAUUUUAGUCAUUUUGGUGACAAACAGGAUAAGAAAAUUGCUCCAGAAACUCGUCGUUCAAAAGAAGUGCCCUUAAAUGAGAAAGUCUGUCUGCAAGUUGGGUCCCAGUGUAGCACCAGUGAAAGUGAGAAGCCUAGCAUCUUGGUGGAAAAGUGUAUCUUGCCCCCUGAAGGUGAUCCUGAAUCGGCCGUGACUGAGCUGCAGUGUGUUUGGCACAACCUGAGCUACAUGAAAUGUUCUUGGCUCCCUGGAAGGAAUACUAGUCCUGAUACUAACUAUACUCUCUACUAUUGGCACAGCAGCCUAGGAAAAAUUCUUCAAUGUGAAAACUUCUAUAAAGAAGAUCAACACAUUGUUUGUUCCUUUGAUGUGACUAAAGUGAAGGAUUCUACUUCUGAACAGCAUGGUAUUCAAAUAAUGGUCAAGGAUAAUGCAGGAAAAAUUAGACCAUCUUUCAACAUAGUGCCACUAACUUCCCAUGUGAAACCUGAUCCUCCACAGAUUAAAAAUCUCUUCCUCCAAAAUGAUAACUUGUAUGUGCAAUGGGAGAAUCCACAGAAUUUUAUUAGCAGAUGCUUAACUUAUGAAGUUGAAGUCAAUAGCAGUCGAUCUGAGACACAUAACAUUUUCUAUGUUGAAGAGGCCAAAUGUUCAAAUUUAGAAUUUGAAAGAAACAUGGAGGAUACAAUUUGUUUCAUGGUCCCUGGUGUUUUUCCUGAUACUUUGAAUACAGUCAGAAUAAGAGUCAAAACAAAUAGAUUAUGCUAUGAGGAUGACAAACUCUGGAGUAAUUGGAGUCAAGCAAUGAGUAUAGGAAAGGAGCCCAAUUCUACAUUCUACAUAACCAUGUUACUCAUCAUUCCUGUCAUCGUUGCAGGUGCUAUCAUAGUCCUCCUGCUUUACCUAAAAAGGCUCAAGAUCAUUAUAUUUCCUCCAAUUCCGGAUCCUGGCAAGAUUUUUAAAGAAAUGUUUGGAGACCAGAAUGAUGAUAGUCUGCAGUGGAAGAAGUAUGACAUCUAUGAGAAGCAAACCAAAGAAGAAACUGACUCUGUAGUGCUGAUAGAAAACCUGAAGAAAGCCUCUCAGUGAUGGAGAUAAUUUAUUUUUACCUUCAAUGUGACCCUGUGAAGAGUCAUCCCAUUCUCCAAUUGUUAUCUGGGGACUUGCUAAAUAGAAACUGAAACUACUGGAUCAUUGAAAAACGUGAAGAGCCACAGGUCUUUUUGUGAGUCAUACACGGAAAGACUAAACAAAUGCAGGCUCUUUGGAGAAGAGAGGUGGACUCAUUCUCACUGAAUUACAAAAGCAGAAAUCUUGUUCAAGGACUUCAAGCUAGGGGACAAAGCAAAAAGCAGUGGUGACAGUAGAGUUAAUCUCAUCAAGAGCUGAGAUGUGAUCUGUGCUUCCUUUGUAUACUUUGGGUCAAACAGUACCUACCAACAGCUUCAUUUGUGCGGGAACUGAUUUUGUGCGCAAACAUUGAUGCAGAACUGAAGUCAUAGAAAAGCUCUGAAAAAAACAAAAUUGAAAAAAGAAAUAUCUGAAGUGUAUUGUUUGGGAGCCUAUUGUGUACUGUUUGUGGCUAUUGAAAUUCUUAAGAGCCUGAAAGCAGUGUGUUCCCCUUCAAUAGCAUUUUCCUUUAGCUUUUGAAAGCCCCGGAUAUCGGUAUUGGACAGGCUGAUGACAAUAGCAGAAAAAGCGGAGGCACUUCCUCUACUGACUGUUCCAAGACACUGCAGGCUUUUAAGAGCAGUGGGCAGAAUGACUCAUUGGCUAUUAAGACUUUGAACCAUGAAGUCUCUAAUGAUUGUGGGUGUGGGUAUAUGGGUCUAUAUGUUUUCCAUCACCUGAGCUACUCAAAUCAAGUAUUUAGUGCUUGUCUUGUACUAAGCCCCAGAAGUGAGGCACAUAUACAUCCCAGCAGAGUUUACUAGUCGAAUUGGGAUUUCUUAAUUCUUACCAAUUUGUCUCUACCAGUGUUUUUCAAACAGUCUACUCCCACCUCAAUUUAUCCUUCCCUUUUGCCUUUGAUUUGGAAAUUAAAAUGUGAAUUUGCUCAGAACGCCUAGACAAGCAGGGGGUGAUAUGCAUCUCAAGGAAAGUAUGAGUGGACUGAAAAACAUUGAUUUUGUAACUUCUACUUGAGUCUGCAGUUUGAGGAUUUUCAGCAUCUGAUGAGGAUAGUUCCCUGUGCAUUUCCCAGAAAUGAGAUAUUAUCUUUACUUCAAAUGUAACUAUUUGCUUCAGAAGAAGGAACAGUUGUAUCUCUUAACAAGAUGGGCCCUAGGAUUCUUUCCCUUAGCACAAAUGGUUACAUAGGUUUUUGUGUCUUACAUUGAUAGCCAUCCAAGGUGUCGAUGCCUGUACUCACUUUUUCAUAUGUUAGGGUUCUAUUCUCAGUCCUUCUAACAUAUCCAUAUAUUGUAUAUUACAUCUAUUACUCUUGCUUCCUCCUAAUUUAAAGUAAGGGAAAUGAGAGAUGCCCCCCUCCUCAGCCCACACAAGUACCCCUUCAUGUCCACGCAAUACAGAAUCAAGUUACUGAUGAGAAAUACAAAAGUUUGCACUGCAAAUACUCCAAACAUUUAUAAAUUUAUAUUCCUAAAACUAUGUCAACUGCAGUUCCUACUCUAAGGGGUGAGGGGAUACUAGGGACCUCUGCUCUCCAGAUUUGUGCAGAAGCCCCUAUGGAGAAUGGCGGUCAUGAAAGCGGUAGAUCUAAAGGUAUUUCCUUCUGGUGCUUAUGUUUCUUGAGGUCAGAUUGAGGCUGGGUGAUAGCUAUACUGGAUUAUUGUACUCUUCACCAGAAAGAAUAUUUGAUUUUCCUACACAGGAAUAAGAUCACUUCCUAGGCAGGUCUUUUGUAAUGCCAAGAAGCAAACCCACUCAUAAAUGCCUCACCCAAAGUCAUUUUCCCCUGUGAAUCUGUUUAGUUGGCAAAGGAGAAUGAACUACUGAUACUUGCAGUCAUGUAGCUCAGGAGUAGGUAAAUUUGGUUUUGUUUGUAUUCUGCUUCUUAGCAGUAAAAUAGCCAAGAGGAAAGGUGGUGGCAUGGGAGUACCUUUGAUGCUUUUCCAGUUUCUCAAAGUUGAGGCCUAAUCUUGGAAGCUUCAACAUUUUCCUGGGAUUUAUGCCACCGAUAGAAAAUCAGUUGUUUUUCUUUUAACCCUACAUGGAUUUAUAUAUAUACAUAUAUAUAUAAAUAAGCCCACUGUAAAUAAUCAUCAUUCCUAGUCUUUGGUUCAGAUAAGUUUUUUCUUCAACUGGGCACCAAAAGGUAUAACCUGAAAAAAAUGUUAACAGUUUUUAUAAUGCAUGAAACCAACCAAGGAUCAAUUUGUUGAACUUGUUCUUAGGAAAGCUUGAGUAAAAUAAAUAUUAAUUGUCUUUUUGUAUGUCACCCAAAUGUUUCUCUUUUGUCUGAUUUGGGGGGAACUGUUGUAAAUAGUGGAGAGGAAAGUGGGAGUUAAAAGAAUAAACAUGAUGAAAAAAUUCCAGGGCAGCUAUUUUAUCUUAUCACAUAUCACUUGCCUUCACCUUUGCUGUUUUGUUGUGCCUACUGUUUUCUGAUUAAAACAAGCAUGCACCUUAUUUACUAUUAGUAAAAACUUUGCAAACAGCACAUGAAAGAUGUACACAUUUGAUAAAUAGUGGUAAUUACUGGAAGCAGACAGUUGAUCCUUUCUAACAUUAAGCUUAAAAUCGAAUGCAGAGUGCUUGCUGUCAUGCUGUAGAUGAUGUAUAUACAUGGCUUGUAGUGGCAUACAUGAUAAGGGACCUCUAGUUACAAGCAAAUCAUAUUUAGUGUGUUGCAUUUGAAACUAACAAGAUUGAUUUUUAGUGAUUCAAUAACCUAUAGAGAGGGUGACAGAAUCUCCUAUCUUCCCAGCAAAAUGAGUUGACUAGCACAAUAGAGUCCGUUUCUCCCUUGUGUUGAGCUCUGGAAGUGUUGUUUUGUUUUUUUGUUUUGUUUUGUUUUUAGAAGUGUGUGUAUUUAGCCAGAUUACAUGUGUUCAAUACCCAGACUCUUGAUAGGACCCACAGGCUUGGGUGUAGAUAGUGGUGCUGAUCUUGAUGAGGUUAUGUAUAUAGCUAUCCUAGAGUUAUCCAGGGAAAUGUACUUAUUUGUGUGUGUUAAAUAAGAAACCUCUGUCUAAUCUGUAACACAUCAGCACUGAGUGUUAUGACAGAAAACAAUUCACCAAGUACCCUUGAGGCUCCCAACUCCUGUAGCCACAAACUUGUUCACCUCCCCUCAGAGAAAGUGGAACCAAACGACCCUAAGCUCAUUUGCUUUCCAAAGUAAUUUAGUGUUUGUCGUAACAAUGAACUCUUGCUCUGUUAAAAGUUCAACUUGAUACUCACAUAAAAAGCAUAUUAUGCUAUGCUAUCUUUAAGAUAUUAGUUUUUUUAAGAGAAUAGGUAUUAAAGAGACUUAAACUAUAAUGAUUGGGUCAAGCAAUAAAGCUUUUAUUGGUAAAUACUUUAGCUAAGUCUUGGCAUACUUUAACAAGAAAAAUUUUUUACUGACAUCUGGCUAUGCUAGAUAUUUUUACAUCAAUUCCCAGAAUGAUUUCUUCCUAAAGGUUCCUGAGCUUUUAACAUUGUUUCCUAAUGACCACAUUUUUAGCUUAUCAUUAGUAACAGGAAAAUAUUUCCUUGCUAGAUUUCAAAAUGUUCUGGAUAGAGAAUUAAAUAGAGAGUGACUAGUUAGUAGCUAUUAUAUGCCAAAUUGCAUGUGUUGUUUCACUGAAUUGCUGUGUCAAUCCCAUUAGAUAGGUUACAUGAAUAUCUUCAUUUGACAGAUGAAGAAACUAAUAACAAUUGAUGGCAUUCUGUGUGCCAGUUCACUCAACUAAUAGGUGGCUAAGAAUUGGAAGGCAAGUCGACCUGAUAUUAAAAACCAUAUAAUAUAGCCAGUAAUGCAUUGAUUUGUCCUAAGAAGAGAGCUACUGAAAGAAAAGGAUAAUCUUAUUUCACGUUAUUGCCAAAUUGCCCAUCAACUGGAAAACUUA
Molecule: messenger RNA, 5255 nt
Organism: Ochotona curzoniae (black-lipped pika)
Lineage: Eukaryota; Metazoa; Chordata; Mammalia; Lagomorpha; Ochotonidae
Gene: IL13RA1
Product: interleukin 13 receptor subunit alpha 1
Exons: 11
Coding region: 55-1329 (424 amino acids)
Biological process (GO): cytokine-mediated signaling pathway
Cellular component (GO): membrane; external side of plasma membrane
Molecular function (GO): cytokine receptor activity; protein binding
Source: RefSeq, a predicted model, not a curated record